Mesocricetus auratus (golden hamster) is the source of this 4380-nucleotide messenger RNA. It is a transcript of the gene Mylk4, whose product is annotated as myosin light chain kinase family member 4. Gene Ontology annotation, biological process: positive regulation of apoptotic process; protein phosphorylation; intracellular signal transduction. NCBI's taxonomy places the organism in Eukaryota, Metazoa, Chordata, Mammalia, Rodentia, Cricetidae. The record is from RefSeq and is a predicted model, not a curated record. Gene Ontology annotation, molecular function: protein serine/threonine kinase activity; ATP binding. The transcript has 15 exons. Bases 160 to 2157 code for a protein of 665 amino acids. Gene Ontology annotation, cellular component: nucleus; cytoplasm.
UUUGGAGAAGCUACUUCCUCUGGUGUAGCUUUCCAGAAGACUUCUGCCCACUGAGAGUGAAGUCUCUUACUGGAGAGUUCUGCAGUCUAUUUGAAUUCUGCAGAUUCCUGUUAUCUGCCGGAAAGAAUCCUCUGCUUGUGGAGUUGUUCAAACUCCAGGAUGUCCUCCUACAGAUGUCAGGAGAAGAGAGUACUGGAAAGUCACGACUGUGUCCUGAUUUACAAACCUGAGACGGCAGGAGAUGAAAACCCCACUCCUGACAGCAGCCUGCUCAGACUCACAACCAGCAUGCUGAAGGUGAGGAGGCUUGAGGAGAUCAGCUCCUGCCACAGCAGCAACCCCCUGGAGAAAGUGGCCUUUUUCCAGUGCAUGGAGGAGGUGGAGAAGGUGAAGUGUUUUCUGGAAGAGAAUGCUAGUGAGCUGGAUCUGCAAGCUGGAGACUAUGAGGCUGAGGAAAACGUGUGGUCCAACCCUGCAUCGAAUGAAAGGACGAUUGUCCCAGGUGGCAAGACAUCAGCCUUCACAGAGAGAUCUGACCAGAAAGACCAGUUCUCCUCUGAGAAAGAAAAGGUUACCAAACUCAACAGGAAAAAUGCGGAGAAGACCAACACCUCUGAAGUUCAGGGGAGUUGUGCUGUUUGCCAUAGAGAAGGACAAGACAAGGCAGAUUUUGUUCCGAGCAUUUCCACAGAGCUAAGAGAGGAUGCAGGUGGAAAAGAUGGUCCAUGCAUAGAAAGUCUGGAGACACAAGAGAGCAACAUCCUGGGAGAUAAACAGGACACUGAGGAUAAAAACAGAUGCCUGUUUUACAAAGGAGGGAAAAAUGGGCUUCCUUCUAAGGAAGACGCCAGGGGAACAGAAGCUGAGCACAGAGUUUCAACAGCUGGAAGUGGAACAGUGCUGGACAAACAUUCCACUGAAAAUCAGCACAUUGAUGAAACGAAUGGCGGCCCAUCCCAUGAAAGAUGCAUCAGUAAUAUCAAGGCCAUUUCCACACCAGGAAUCCUGGGAAAUUCAGCAUCAGGAUCCCCUUUCCAGAAUGCCGAACAGACAGAGUCUGCUGGCAGCAGUAAGCGCAGAGUGGCAGAGGAGUGCUUCCUAAGUGAGGACAACAAAAAGAGCAGGAUAGAUGGAGUGAGUAUGGAGGAAACCAGACCAGCCAGGAGCCUGGAUGACAGACCCCAGGAUGGGAUGACGGCCUCUAGAGAGAAAGACCUGGCCAUUCUACUAGAUGAUGCCCCUGCUCCUGCAGCCCCAUUUGAUCACCGGAUUGUAAUGGCCAAACAUGCUGCAGUCGACAGUUUGUACACCGUGAGCAAAUCUGAGAUCCUAGGAGGGGGGCGUUUUGGUCAGGUUCACAAAUGUGAAGAGAAAGCAACAGGCCUGAAGCUGGCUGCUAAAAUCAUUAAGAUCAGAGGUGCAAAGGAUAAGGAGGAUGUGAAGAACGAGAUUAGCGUCAUGAACCAGCUGGACCAUGUGAACCUUAUUCAGCUCUAUGAUGCCUUUGAGUCCAAGCAUGACAUCAUUCUAGUCAUGGAGUAUGUGGAAGGUGGGGAGCUGUUUGAUCGCAUCAUUGAUGAAAACUGCAGCUUAACAGAGCUGGACACCAUCCUGUUCAUGAAGCAGAUCUGUGAGGGGAUAAGGUACAUGCACCAGAUGUAUAUCCUCCACUUGGAUCUCAAGCCUGAGAACAUCCUGUGUGUGAAUCGGGAUGCUAAGCAAAUAAAAAUUAUUGAUUUUGGAUUGGCCAGAAGAUACAAACCCAGAGAGAAGCUGAAGGUGAACUUUGGAACCCCAGAAUUUCUUGCCCCUGAAGUUGUGAACUAUGAUUUUGUUUCCUUUCCCACGGAUAUGUGGAGUGUGGGUGUCAUCACAUACAUGCUACUCAGUGGCUUGUCCCCUUUUUUGGGUGAUAAUGAUGCAGAGACUCUGACCAAUAUCCUGGCAUGCAGGUGGGAUUUAGAAGAUGAAGAAUUUCAGGACAUCUCAGAGGAGGCCAAGGAGUUCAUCUCUAAGCUCCUAAUUAAAGAGAAGAGUUGGAGAAUAAGUGCCAGCGAAGCUCUCAAGCACCCGUGGCUGUCAGACCACAAGCUCCACGCCAGACUGAGUGCACAGAAGAACUGUAACUCUGGUGCUCAGAACCUCACGACCAAGUAACUCCCGGAAGGAGUCUACUAAAAAGGAAAACUGCUGCGGUUGCUUCUGCUUUGAGAAGGCUUCUGGAAAUAUCAGCAGUUCUGGUGCCUUGACCCCUGUGAUGACUGGCAGCUGUAGCACUUGCGGCUGGCCUUGAACUUGAACUCAGAGAGAGGCUUUGCUGUGCUUAGUGGGUGACCCAGAGCAGCCCCCUAGGGGCUCAGGCAGAUGCCUACAUCCCACUUAGUGCACAGAGAGGGAGAUGACGCUCUGUCUUCUUGGCUUCUUGUGUUCUGAUGUCUGCUUUAGUUUUGGAUGUUAGUGGAGCAGUGGGUAUACAAUGCUGUUUCUCAGACUACCAAAGCAGUGCUUGAGAUGUAUAACUAUGGGGGAUGCAUUUGGAGAGAGAAAAUGGCUUCCGGUCAUUGCACUGUGUUUCUCAAGAGGACAAUUAUAUGACCAGAAAAAUUCUAAAAUUUGGACACUUUGAUUUGUAUUUCUAUGUGGUCUGAAAUGGGAUGAAUCCGAUGGAUAAUUAGCUUGCUGGAACAAAAGGCUUCUAAGGCAAGAGACUACACACAUGGCACCUUCCAUGCAUUCUUAACGUUCUCCCGAGUGCAGCAGUUUCUACCUAGUAGCUGACUCCAUGUUCAUAACACACUUUUCACAGAGUGCCCGUUGCUUUGGUUGAACAGGCAAGUCCAUCCCCAUUAAACAUGGUGGCUUGGGAGGUGAAGCAAGGGUGUCUAUUUGUGGUUAGUCCUUAAAAUGACAGCCUUCAAAGGAUAGUCACAAGAGCUUCCCUCAAGCCACUAGGAAAUGGAUCUGUGCAUCCUGAGGAAGGACAAUGCUCGUAUUCCAGUGCUGCUAAGUAAACGAACAUCUAGAAGACCAGUAAUCAUAGUUAUGCAAAUUCGCACUGCAAAUUCUCACAAGAGUCAACAGCUGUAAGGUGAUAAGACAAAACUGGUUUCUGGUUGUAAGCUUUUCUUUUUGUUUUGUUUUUGAGACAGGGUUUCAUUAUGUAGCCUUGGCUGGGAUGCAACUUGCUAUGUAGAUCAGGCUGGCUUCAAACUCAUAGGUAUCCACGUGCAUCUGCUCCAGAGUUGUGGGAUUAAGGCACAUACCGUCAUGCCUGGCAUUGGAUGCAAACUUCUUAUUUCCUAGCUCAUGGGCUGUGAGAUAUUUAAAAAGGAACAUGAGCAUUACAGUAGGUGGCAUUUAGGGGACAGAAACCUUUGGGGCUAUAGAAAGCAAAAGGAGCAACAUUUUGGUAUGAAGAUAACACUUUGCAAAGCUCCCUGAAAUUGCACUGUGCAUCCAGCCUCUCAUUUCCAAACAGCUGAUGUGUUUAGCUCAGCAAAAUAAUGCCCCUAUUUUUAGCUGUAAUUUGAUACCACAAAUUACAGAGGUCAGAAUAACCUAGUGGCUAAUCAUCAAACCCUUACACUGUAAGCAUGCCUACCAGUAACUAAUGCCUCCUUACAGUAUUUUUAUUCCCAACUCUGAAGUAAAGGGGAAGUAGGUGCAUUUAGUGAAGGUUAGUACCCAUUGUGGUGUUGGGAUAGUUGUAAAAAUCUUCUUCCUCCAGACAGUGUCCUCAUUCUGCAACACGUGUCUUUCCUCCUUUGGCCCAUUCAUUCAUCCAAGGUUGGUUUCUCAUAUUCCUAUUAAGCUUAAAAUCUUUCUUUCUUUCUUUCUUUCUUUCUUUCUUUCUUUCUUUCUUUCUUUCUUUCUUUCUCUCUCUCUCUUUCUUUCUUCUUCCUUCCUUCCUUUCUUCUUUUUUUAAAGAAAAUGUACACACACACACACACACAGGAGCAAGGAUGGGUGGAGGGAGCUCUGAUUUCAAUAUUCUAUUACUGUGCUAUGCUUAGCUGAUGCUGUUCACUGAGUGUGGAAAAAAAUACAAGCCAGUGCAUGCAUUAAUCCUCCUUGACCACAGCAGGCUGGCAUUCACUCAAAUGCUAAAUGGGACAUGAGGGUCUGGUUGGAAACCCUGCAUGGAAGGGCAUUUUCAGUUCUAGGCAUGAACUCUCCCCCCAGUCUGGGGCAGACAUUUUCUGUAAGACAUCAGCUUGGCAGACACUUGGGCACACCACACGUGGAAGUGACAACUUAGGUCACAAUACAGGCAUGGUUUCUGGGCCACCUGAACCUACAUGAUGAUCCCACAAUUAGUGAGCAUGCUUUUUUUAGUUUUUGUUUUUCAAGGUUUAGAAAGCAGACAUCUGAGAGUGGCUC